Molecule: messenger RNA, 2122 nt
Organism: Cynocephalus volans (Philippine flying lemur)
Lineage: Eukaryota; Metazoa; Chordata; Mammalia; Dermoptera; Cynocephalidae
Gene: SLC47A1
Product: solute carrier family 47 member 1
Exons: 16
Coding region: 55-1749 (564 amino acids)
Biological process (GO): xenobiotic detoxification by transmembrane export across the plasma membrane
Cellular component (GO): membrane
Molecular function (GO): antiporter activity; xenobiotic transmembrane transporter activity
Source: RefSeq, a predicted model, not a curated record
GGCUCGGUCCCCGCCGCGGGCCCCCGCGCUGCGCGCCGGCACAGUGCCCGGCACAUGGAGGCUCCGGACGCCACCCCGGGCCGCGGGCCGCGCUGCCGGCUGCUGUCCGACCUCCGGGAGGAGCUGCCGGCGCUGCUGGUCCUGGCGGGUCCCUCGUUCCUGGCCCAGCUGAUGGUGUUCCUGAUCAGUUUCAUAAGCUCCGUGUUCUGUGGCCACCUUGGCAAGCUGGAACUGGAUGCUGUCACACUCGCCAUCGCGAUUAUCAAUGUUACUGGUAUUUCAGUGGGAUUUGGCUUAUCUUCUGCUUGCGACACCCUCAUCUCCCAGACCUACGGGAGCCAGAACCUGAAGCACGUGGGCGUCAUCUUGCAGCGGAGCAUGCUGGUCCUGCUGCUCUGCUGCUUCCCCUGCUGGGCGCUCUUCCUCAACACCCAGCACCUACUGCUCCUCUUCAGGCAGGACCCGGCCGUGUCCAGGCUCACUCAGACCUAUGUCACGAUCUUCAUUCCAGCGCUUCCUGCAACCUUUCUGUAUACGUUACAAGUUAAAUACCUGCUCAACCAGGGAAUCGUCCUGCCCCAGGUCAUAACUGGAGUCGCUGCCAACAUUGUCAAUGCCCUCGCCAACUAUCUGUUUCUCUAUCAACUGCACCUUGGGGUGAUGGGUUCUGCACUGGCAAAUACCAUCUCCCAGUUCACCCUGGCUAUCCUCCUCUUCCUCUACAUCCUUGCAAGAAAGCUGCAUCAAGCUACCUGGGGAGGGUGGUCCCUCGAGUGCCUGCAGGACUGGGCCUCCUUCCUGCACCUGGCCAUCCCUGGCAUGCUCAUGCUGUGCAUCGAGUGGUGGGCCUACGAGAUUGGAAGCUUCCUGAGCGGUCUGUAUGAGGACGGACAGCAACACGGCUGGUGGGAACGUGGGGCCCUGUCUGAAAGCAAGGCGUGCUCUGUCUCUCUUCCCCAGGUCCCCACGGGCUUCAGCGUGGCUGCGGGUGUCCGCGUGGGAAACGCGCUGGGUGCGGGGAACAUCGAGCAGGCAAGGAAGUCCUCCGUGGUGGCCCUGCUGGUCACAGAGCUCUUUGCCGUGGCCAUCUGUGUCCUGCUGUUGAGCUGUAAGGACUUUGUGGCGUACAUUUUCACUACGGACCGAGACAUCAUCACUCUGGUGGCUCAGGUGAUUCCCAUCUAUGCUGUAUCCCACCUCUUCGAAAGUCUUGCUUGCACGAGCAGUGGCAUUCUGAGGGGAACUGGGAAUCAGAAGGUUGGAGCCAUCGUUAAUGCCAUUGGGUAUUAUGUGGUCGGUCUCCCCAUCGGGAUCGCGCUGAUGUUUGCUACCAAGCUUGGAGUGAUUGGUCUGUGGUCAGGGAUCAUCAUCUGUAUAAUCUCUCAAGCCGUGUGUUUUCUUGGCUUUAUUGCUCGGCUGAACUGGACAAAAGCCUGUGAAAAGGCUCAAAUACAUGCCAAUUUGAAAGUAAAUAGGACCCAGAAUGGGAGUUCUGCUCUCCCUCAGGACGCCCUUCGCACAGUGGGCCCUGAAAACCGUGGAGGCAUUUUAAUGAGAGAUGCUGGAGAAAAGGACAAGGCUCAGGUGGAUCAGCAGAUGUGCCAGGACGAGGCGUCGCAGGUCCACCUGGAGGGCAGCGCUCAGUUGUCCGGGAAGCAGCUGCUGCUGCGGCGAGGGCUCCUGUUUCUAGGGGUCGCUUUCAUCUUGCUGGUGGGGAUCUUAGUGAGAUUAUACGUCCCAGUUCAGUGAUGUGGUGACACGAGAGUCAGGUCAGGUGAUACUUUUGAGAUUACAAAUAAUUCAGAGGCCCAGCAGCGGCAGUUCAUCCUCAGCUAAUGACACUCAGCCGUGCCCAUGGAGUUCAAGAACUGGGAGUUCAAAGAUAACAUUUUUCUAAUGGAGAAAAGGAACUAAAGUAAACACUGUAUUCUGGUCCAAGACAAUGUCUGAGAGAGGACAUCUGAGUAAUAACUCAUCAGCCACUGUCUCAGCCAAGGACCACUGUGUGCCGACUGCAUUGAUAGAUGGCUUGGAUUGAGCUUCUGCCUACUGUGUUCUGGACACAAACCCAUAUACUCAGUGCUCAAGGAUUCUUACUGUUUGAAUUAUUUAAAAUAUAUUU